AUGGCUUCCUCUAAUCCCACCCUGAUCUUCUGUCCUGGGGCCUGGUACCCGCCCACGGCCUUUGAAUCCCUGGCCACUCACUUCCCCGGCCACACCACCCAUACUGUCGCCUUCCCCUCGAUCCAACAGGCCACCAGCGUCCAAGACCUGCAGCCCGAUAUCGACGCACUCCGGACCCUGGUCGAGCAGGAAGUUAGCGCGGGCAAGGAUGUCGUCGUCAUCUCGCACAGCUGGUCCGGACUACCCGUGAACAGCGCCCUGGACGGCCUCAGCAAGACCGAAAGACAAGCGACCGGCGAGACCAGAGGGGUGACCAAAUUGAUCUUCAUCUCGGCCUUCAUCCCUGACGUUGGCGAGAGCCUUAUUGGAGCCUUUGGCGGAGUUCCUCCCGACUGGUAUGACCGCGAUGAAGCCAACGGCACCGUCACCGCCGUCAACCCCUACAGCCUCUUUUUCCACGAUGUCCCCGACGGCGAGCAAUGGGCCCAGACUCUUCGUCCGCACGCCUGGGCGACCAAGAUCUCGUCCGCCUCCAGUGCCGCCUACACCCGCAUCCCUAGCGCCUAUCUCCUGUGCGAGAAUGACCGUGCCAUUCCUCUCUUCGUCCAGCAGUUGAUGGUGAAGAAAGCCCGCUCGAAGGGGGCCCAGAUCACCACUGAAACCAUUGCCACGGGCCAUUCGCCGUGGCUGGUUGAUUCCGCGCCUGUGGCUGCUUUUGUGAAACGAAGUCUGGCGUGA
Molecule: messenger RNA, 738 nt
Organism: Aspergillus homomorphus CBS 101889
Lineage: Eukaryota; Fungi; Ascomycota; Eurotiomycetes; Eurotiales; Aspergillaceae
Product: alpha/beta hydrolase
Exons: 2
Coding region: 1-738 (245 amino acids)
Source: RefSeq, a predicted model, not a curated record